This is a messenger RNA of Cicer arietinum (chickpea), 1762 nucleotides long. RefSeq lists its product as uncharacterized. The record is from RefSeq and is a predicted model, not a curated record. Lineage: Eukaryota; Viridiplantae; Streptophyta; Magnoliopsida; Fabales; Fabaceae. Gene Ontology annotation, molecular function: syntaxin binding.
UUGUUUAUUCAAUUUUGAUAACUAAAACGGUGAUUCACUGCAUAGUGUGCAUUUUUGUUUUCGACAACUUUUGUGCAUCUCCUUUGAACUCUUGAUUAUUUUUCAAACAACGAAAAGGGUUGCUUCAGUUCUUGACAGUCAUACCUAGACAACUUUAUACAAAGAAGAAACAUAAGGCAAAAUGCAGAAUCCAGAUGCAAACCAGCUUCCUGAAGUUGAUUCAUUGCCAGAUGGAUUUGUUGAAGGAACUGCAGAACUUGUUGCACCUGCAACUCCAACUCCUGAACAAGAGAAGCCCCUCAGUGAUUACAAGGAGGACAGAUCCUUAAAUCGCCAUCUUUCUAAUGAAUCAUCAAACAUGUUGGGAGAAAAGGAGCUUCAAAACAAUCACGACUGCUCAGUGGACGUUCCUUCUAAUAGCUGUAUGCAACAUAUCGAAGGUACGCAUAUUACGUCUCCACCAGCUAGUGCUGUUUCCGAGUCUCUACUACCCAGAUGUUGUGAGGUAAAAGAGCAACCGCAAGGAGAAUGCCAAAGUUCAGAUAAAUCAAAACAACCUUCGGAGACAAAAGCACUGCCUCUAAAGGAUGCAUGUGCUCCAGGGAUGGUUGAUUCUUCAAAAAACAAAAAAUCAGAAACUGGUGAAAAGCGCAAGGUUUCAAAGCGUACACUUAAAUCAGAAAAGGAGCUCUUAGAGUUUUCGCUAAAGUACCAACAAGUAUUGGCUGAAAGAGACGCAGCUCUUGCUGUCAGAGACAAGCUUGAGUCACUAUGCAGGGAGUUACAGCGUCAAAAUAAAAUGCUGAUGGAAGAAUGUAAACGUGUGUCAACUGAGGGACAAAACUUAAGGCAGGACUUGUCAGCCAAGUUCCAAGAUGCAAUCAAGGAUGUGAGCAUGAGGCUUGAAGAACGAAAGGAUGAUUGUCUCUCUCAGCUAAAGGAGAACGACAUGUUAAGAAACAAUCUAAAGCAGCUUGCUGAGCAAUAUGAACUAUCUGAGCAGCAAUAUGCCCAGAAGUUGAAACAAAAGUCAUUGGAACUACAAAUUGCUGAAUUAAAAAUUAAGCAACAUGAGGAAAAAUUGGCUCAGGAACAGUCCCAGAUGAAAUUAUAUGCAGAACAAGUAUCUCAGUUAUUGGCAACCGAGAAGAAUUUGCGUUUGCAGCUGACAACUGAUGGGGAGAAAUUCCAACAAUUCCAUGAAGCAUUGACAAAGAGCAAGGAUGCAUUUGAAACAUUUAAACAAGAGAUUGAGAAGACGGCAAAAUCAAUGAAGGAACUCAAGAAGGAGAAUCAAUUCUUGAAGAAUAAAUCGGACAAGUCUGAUAUUACGCUUAUAGAGUUAGUUGACGAGUGCGAGCGCAUGAAGAAACAACUGAAGAAAACCCAAAAUCAGAAAGAAAAACUCGAAUCAUUAUGCCGGUCACUUCAGGCAGAGAGGAAGCAAAGUUUAUCUGAGAACAAUAGUAAUAAUAACAACUCAGUUACAAUAUGAAGAAGAGGUGGUUCCUAAAAACUUCCGGAAGGAAGAAAUGUAUCUUUCUAAUACCUUGUUUAUAUCUGGCAUAGUGGCAUUUGGUUUUUUAGGGAACUUGCAUACAAUUGCAGGGAACUUGCAUACAAUUACAUAAUCGUGAGACUUUGCUAUAUUUUUUAAUGCCAUGUAUCUUGUUUGAAGAUUUCACAGCAGCAUGUAUCUUGUUUGUAUGUCAUGUUUAUUUAUUUUAAAGUCACAAGGCUCAGUCUACAAUCAGCCUCAACA